AUGAGCACAGCAUCUUCAUCAACAAUCUACGUCGGCAACCUGCCUGCUCACUUGGACGAAUCAUCGCUGGCCUCGCACUUUGCCGUGUUUGGCGACAUUGUCUCGGUCUCUGUGCCCUCGACAUCGACUGCAGCGGGGAAGCGCAACAAGGGGUUUGGAUUCAUCACGUUUGCAACGCCGGACGACGCGCUGGACGCGCUGGACAAUAUGAACCUCAAUGCGAUCGGUGGGAGGACGAUCAGUGUUAAUUUGGCCGAUCCGAACAAGCUCAGGCAGGUAGGAGCGGACGGCGGGGGAGCGAGGAGUGGUAGGGCAGUGUGGGAUGACGAGGCGUGGCUGAAGCAGCAUGCUGUCGAGCCAGAGUCGAGUGGAGCACAGGCCGAACAACCCGACGCUUCGCCAUAA
Sporisorium graminicola is the source of this 405-nucleotide messenger RNA. RefSeq lists its product as uncharacterized. Gene Ontology annotation, molecular function: RNA binding. Lineage: Eukaryota; Fungi; Basidiomycota; Ustilaginomycetes; Ustilaginales; Ustilaginaceae. The record is from RefSeq and is a predicted model, not a curated record. The transcript has a single exon. Bases 1 to 405 code for a protein of 134 amino acids.